UAUGACACCUAUAUGGAAUAUGUUUCUCGCUCUGGGGCUUGGCUAGCACGAGGGUUCUAGUUUGAUUUGGAAACUUAUAAGCCCUUAGUUGCUGUCACUAUCUCCGGUAGUAUGGUUUUGAUCUACAGUACGCAGUCGCCAGACUUUAAUACUGCCUUUUAUCCUUGAUAAGUCUACGAAUAGCAAAAGCCACCAUGUCUGACUCGGGAAGUGCCUUCCGCUUCGGUCUCUUUUUCGCCCGCCUUUUCCAAUGGAUAAGUGCGGUCAUUGUACUUGGCCUUACUGCAUGGGCUACUGUUCACUUGGACGGCUACCGGGUUGUCUACACACUGGUGAUUGCAGCCCUGACCACCGCGUUCUAUAUUCCGGCAUUCUUCCUCUCCUUUAUGAAAAGUAACCGUGGGUACAUGUUACCGAUGGAUGUUGUCUUCUCAUACCUCUGGCUAGCAGCCUUUAUAUUCCUUUCUCAAGCCAACAACACUUGCAGCUGGUUCGUCUGGACAGCCUCCAGGGCCUGUGCAAGGAAGAAUGCCGCUGAAGCAUUCACCUUCCUGGCUUUCUUCUGGACUCUCUGUGGUAUGUGCCUCGAAGCAGGAAAUGUUUAUUACUACCUCAGAGAUGCACGAGGAGCCGGGCCAAAUCCCGGGUAUAUAGAGAAACAUCGACCAGGCCGUAACGGCAGCGCUCCUGGUUCCCAGGCCCCGGAUGGCGAUCAUGCCGCAGUUUGAGGGAGAGUGGACAGUUCAAAGAAUAUGCAGGCAGAGGUGUAGGGGAUGCUUAGUGGAGUGCAUGGCGUGGUUUCCGUCAUUUGAAUUGUGAAAGCAUCUGUCUCUCACGGUUGCAGCCUUCAUG
Messenger RNA from Aspergillus wentii DTO 134E9, 852 nucleotides. Its product is annotated as MARVEL domain-containing protein. The record is from RefSeq and is a predicted model, not a curated record. The transcript has 4 exons. NCBI's taxonomy places the organism in Eukaryota, Fungi, Ascomycota, Eurotiomycetes, Eurotiales, Aspergillaceae. Bases 195 to 728 code for a protein of 177 amino acids. Gene Ontology annotation, cellular component: membrane.